Myxocyprinus asiaticus (Chinese sucker) is the source of this 759-nucleotide messenger RNA. It is a transcript of the gene cfap97d2, whose product is annotated as CFAP97 domain containing 2. Bases 1 to 759 code for a protein of 252 amino acids. The record is from RefSeq and is a predicted model, not a curated record. The transcript has 6 exons. Lineage: Eukaryota; Metazoa; Chordata; Actinopteri; Cypriniformes; Catostomidae.
AUGUCGGCAAUGCUGACAAAGAUCAUUGCUCACUUGGAGGAUCUUGCUUUGCAGGUGGAAUCAGCUAGGCUACGGAGAAGCAAAGUAAUGCAACAUCAAGCUUACCAACCCAUUCUGCCCUGUGCCAAUAAAUAUUUACAAUACAGAUGGGACAAAAACUGCUAUGACAUGCACAGGGACAAGGUCAAAUCUGCAAAACCAACUAUUAACGCAACUUCCCCAAAGACCUAUGACCAUCUACUUGUCAAGCUUAAGAAACAACAGCUUGAAGAAGAACGAGUUUCGAGAAUCAAAAGAGAAAAUCACAUGCUCCUAGACAAAAUGUCCCAUAUAAUGCAGACCGUUGGGGGAGUUGACAGUAAAAAUGAUUAUGUGAAGAAAAGUCUCAACAGAGACAAAAGACAGCUGGAGCUGCUCCAAAUUACUAAAGAGAAUCAGAGGAUCCUUCAGCGUUUGUCCUCCUGCAGGCCACAUUACAGCAUUCAGGUGUGGCACGAGCAGUGGUUUAAAAACCUUGAGCUCAUAGAUAGUAUAGGGAGAUACCCGCGACUAUACUCCUCACAGGGAUCCUCCUUGCCACCUAUUUUAGCAGUCAGACAUGGGACGGUACACAGUAACAGAGUAAAUAACCAGAAAACAGCAAGGAAUGCGCAUGAAGAGCCUGCUGGCAUCAGGAAUGAGGUGGCACAGCAGAAUGAGAGGGAGUGUGAUGAGAAGACAAAAUAUGAAGACAAUGUAGCAUCUGAAGAUGAAGCAUAA